Messenger RNA from Alternaria rosae, 779 nucleotides. RefSeq lists its product as uncharacterized. The transcript has 2 exons. Lineage: Eukaryota; Fungi; Ascomycota; Dothideomycetes; Pleosporales; Pleosporaceae. The record is from RefSeq and is a predicted model, not a curated record. The coding region runs from base 93 to 587 and encodes 164 amino acids.
UCAGCACGAGCCGCGCUAUUCCAGCUGAUAGUUAAAGCUGAGGUGAUACCUUUUUCAAAUGUUACAAUCGUUCUUCGCAUUCUACUAGAAUCAUGGCUGUCGUUGUUCCGCCUCCUAGUAAUUUCCAGCCGCAAUCUGCACUUCUCCAAUUGCCAGCAGAAAUCAAACACAUCAUAUAUGGAUUGUGUUUCGUUGCCGACGCCCCCAUAAUCGACCCUCAAAUCAACGGCUCCAAAAGGCGAAAUGACAUUGCGGUUCGUACGACACCAGGCGCUGCUCUGCUUCAGACAUGCCGUAGAACCUACCACGAGAUCGACCGCCGUCCACUAUUCGCGCAGAACACCUUCCGUUUCUCGAAUCUGACCAGGAUGCGAGCUUUCCUACAUGCACUUCCUCUGGAAUACAGAACGCGCAUCCAGGAUAUCGAAAUCGAUUUGCGAGAGUUGAACUCGGAUCGCCCUCACCUCGCGCGUGAGUGGCUGCAGUACGUUGCGCUAGCAAAGAAUGGAGGCUUGGAUUCAUUGCGCGCUGACGCAGCCGGUCUACGGUGUCUGCGAAUAAACCUAGAGACAUGGCCCUCGCUGUAAUUCGGAGUGAACUCUGGACUUUUCUUCGAAGCAUGCUAUCGGAGCUCGAGGGCUUGGACAGAAUUGUCGUAACUGGAUCGAGCAGAGGCAAGGCAAUGGAACGAAAAUUGCCAUGGUCGCCAGUCCAUUUUGUUGGUGGAGAUGACGUUGGAACCCACGACUUGCUUGCUCGAAUGAACAAGUGUGUCACGA